UCGCUGCAAGCAAAUUCGUUCCUACAACAAGAAACCCUCUUCCAGUUUUUCAUCUUCAUCAUCAAUGGCUUCCCUCACAACCCUUCCAACUGCCACCUCCUUCUUCUUCAAGAAGCAUCUGGUGACAGAACUGCCACCUCCUUCCAAACUGCCUAGCCUCAUUUCUUCUACUAGCUUCACUGCUCUCACCCCUCUCUCGGCCAAAAGUGAGGCCACCGGUACUAUUCUUUCUCAAGAAUCUGAAUCUGAUUCCGGCUCAGAUUUUGAGGCUGAAACACUGGCAUCUUGCUUUGAUAAUAUCUCCAACCCAAGCACUCUUCCCUAUGCGAACCCUUUCCUGAAAGCUGGAAACAGGAACAUUCUUGAGCUGCAGAGUGAUGAAGAAGCCGCUAGAAUCAGGGUUGACAUGCCAGGAGUGGAAAAAGAUGGUGUGAAAAUAUGGUUCGAGAAUGGCGACCUCAAAAUAGAAGGCGUUGAAGUGGCUGUCGGAGGUGGUACUGAUGGUGGGAUGGACGAGGAGGCCAGGAAAUAUGCUAUUACGGUCAAGAUUUUUGAGCCAGAGAUGCUGAAGAAAGAUGAAGCUACUGCUGUGAUGAAGAACGGAGUGCUGAAGAUGGUGAUUCCUAAGCUCAAAUUUGAGGAGAGGAAGGACAUUUUGCACAUUAACGCAGCUUGAAAGUGGAUGAGCACUUGUCUUCUUGGCGUCCCAUUUCUAACUUCUAAUAGCGCUUCAUAUCUUUUUUUUUUCCCACCUUUUAAAGUUCUAUUUUCUGUUUCUAGAUCUACAGUAUGUAUAGAUAGGGAGAUGUUAAGGUCAGUUCUUGAACCCUUUUGCUGACUCAUUAGUUUCAUCCUUUUUUGAGUCUGGGAUCAAUUACGUUGUUAAUGAUCAUAGAUUAUGACAUCACUGUGUUGAAAAUCUUUUG
Coffea eugenioides is the source of this 926-nucleotide messenger RNA. Its product is annotated as 24.1 kDa heat shock protein, mitochondrial-like. The transcript has 2 exons. Bases 65 to 676 code for a protein of 203 amino acids. The record is from RefSeq and is a predicted model, not a curated record. NCBI's taxonomy places the organism in Eukaryota, Viridiplantae, Streptophyta, Magnoliopsida, Gentianales, Rubiaceae.